This is a messenger RNA of Diorhabda sublineata, 1535 nucleotides long. It is a transcript of the gene Got1, whose product is annotated as aspartate aminotransferase, cytoplasmic. NCBI's taxonomy places the organism in Eukaryota, Metazoa, Arthropoda, Insecta, Coleoptera, Chrysomelidae. The transcript has 8 exons. Gene Ontology annotation, molecular function: L-aspartate:2-oxoglutarate transaminase activity; pyridoxal phosphate binding. Bases 234 to 1460 code for a protein of 408 amino acids. Gene Ontology annotation, biological process: L-aspartate biosynthetic process. Gene Ontology annotation, cellular component: cytosol. The record is from RefSeq and is a predicted model, not a curated record.
UACAUCGAUUAUAAUCAUUCGACAUUCGCACCUUCUGUAAAUAUCGUUCACUCUUAUUUUUUUUACAUUUUUAUUGACAUUUUUUGACCUUUUGAGAAGGUCAAAGAGGUUAUAAUAAACAUUGCUAUAAUUUAAGAUAUUUCUUAGUUAUUGCUAAUCGUUGAACGAACAUCGUGUACAGGUUUUUACCCAUAUUUUUUUAUUAAAGGUUUAUCAUACAAGUACCAGAAAAAAUGUCUUUAUUCAAUGAAGUUGAAUUGGGUCCUCCAGUAGAAGUAUUUGCUCUAACUAAAGCAUUUAAUGAAGAUACUUAUGAUAAGAAAGUUAAUCUUGGAGUUGGAGCAUAUAGAACUGCCGAAGGCAAACCAUGGGUCCUUCCAGUUGUUAGAAUAGCCGAGAAAGCCUUAGCUAAUGAUGAAUCGUUAAACAAAGAAUACCUCCCAAUCUUAGGAUUGGAGGCAUUCAGUUCAGCAGCUACAACCAUGUUAUUAGGACAAGAUGCUGAAGUAGUUCGAGAAAACAAGGCUUUUGGUAUUCAAAGUCUAUCUGGCACAGGAGCAUUAAGAGUGGGAGCAGAAUUUCUUGCACGAGUAUUAGGAAAAAAGAUCUUUUACUAUUCUGAACCAACUUGGGAAAACCACAAGUUGCUUUUUAAAAAUGCAGGAUUCGAAGAAGGUCGUAGCUACCGUUAUUGGGACAAUGCCACACGUGGUUUUGAUUUUGCUGGUAUGAUGGAGGAUUUAAGAAAUGCUCCAAAAGAUUCUGUAAUAAUUUUACACGCUUGUGCCCACAAUCCCACAGGAACGGAUCCCACUCCAGAACAAUGGACUGAAAUCGCUGAAGUUAUUAAAGAGAGGCAAUUGUUCCCAUUCUUCGAUUGCGCUUACCAAGGCUUUGCUUCCGGUAAUUUGGUGAAAGAUGCAGCAGUUGUGAGAAAGUUUGCAGCUGAAGGGUUUGAAUUUUUCUGCGCUCAGAGUUUUGCCAAGAACUUCGGUCUUUAUAACGAGCGUGUUGGCAACUUGACUGUCGUAGUAAAUAAUGCUGAUUUAGUGCCUGCUGUUAAAUCACAACUUACUCUAGUAGUAAGAGGAAUGUACUCAAAUCCACCAAGUCACGGUGCUAAAAUUGUAGCUUAUGUACUCAACAAUCCCGAUUUGUAUAACCAGUGGCAAGAUCACAUUACCACUAUGUCUUCAAGAAUAAUUGAUAUGAGAAACCAGUUAAGAAACGCACUUGAGGAACUGCGAACCCCAGGGGAUUGGAGCCAUCUUACCAAACACAUUGGCAUGUUCUCGUAUACUGGAUUAAAUGAAAAACAAUCUGAACAUAUGGUGAAGAAGCACCAUGUAUACAUGUUACGUUCUGGAAGAAUCAGUAUGUGUGGUUUAAACAGUAACAACGUACAUUAUGUUGCUAAGGCUAUUUACGAAACUGUAACUUCACUGCCUAGUAAAAUCUAAUGAUCAAUGUGAGUAUUAGUUGCUAAAUAGUGAAUGUACAGAGUAAUAAAAUCAUUUCAUAAAGUGUUAAUUGUU